Oppiella nova is the source of this 4679-nucleotide messenger RNA. The record is from the annotation of a GenBank genome assembly. Lineage: Eukaryota; Metazoa; Arthropoda; Arachnida; Sarcoptiformes; Oppiidae.
AAUAACGAACCAUUAAGUCAGUCAUCAUUUGCUUCGAGUGCUUAUCACCAAAUUGAUCCCAAUUCGACCAAACAUUCACUACACGACAAGCGAUCGAUACGAACGAUUCAUUUAUUAGACAAGUCAUCCACUUAUCCGCCAUUCGUUAUGGAUAUGACAUACGUUACCGAAAGGAUUAUCGCGCUCACAUUUCCCGAGUCGGGAACAUCGGGUACAUACCGGGCUAACCUGAAAGAUGUGGUACAGAUGCUGAGGACUAAACAUAAGAGCAAAUACAUGGUCUUCAAUCUGAGUGAACGCCGACACGAUCUCGUCAAACUGAACCCUAAUAUCUGUGAGUUUGGUUGGCACCAGAACUUAGCGCCGCCGCUGGAAAGGCUGUGCGCCAUAUGUAAGGCCAUCGACUCGUGGCUCACGUGCGACCCGCAGCACGUGGCGGUCAUCCACUCCAAGGGCGACAACGGGAGGACAGGUGUGGUGAUCGCCGCGUUCAUGCACUACACGGACAUCUGCGCCACCGCUGACCAGGCGCUCGACCGGUUCGCUAUGAAACGCUUCUACGACGACAAGUUGGAUCAGUUCAUGCAGCCAUCGCAGAAAAGAUAUAUUCAGUACUUUUCUGGACUGCUUUCUGGUGGCAUCAAAAUGAAUAACAGCCCCCUAUUCCUGCACCACAUUAUCAUUCACGGGAUACCAAACUUUGACCAAAGAGGCGGCUGUCGGCCCUUCCUUAAGAUAUACCAAGGAAUGCAAACCAUUCACAGGACAGGCAUCUAUUCGUCGGAUAACCGGACAAAACGGAUAUUUAUUUUAUUGAAUCCAAGUCUUCAAAUGAGAGGCGAUAUUCUUAUAAAAUGUUACCACAGAAGACAGACCCCGGGAAGGGAUUCCAUAUUUCGGAUCCAAUUCCACACCUGCACUCUAGAGCACGACCGGCUUGUCUUCAAUAAAGACGAGUUGGACGACGCUAUCAAUGACUUCCGGUUCCCAAACGACGGUUUCGUUGAAUUCUUGUUCAAGACUUCCGGUGACUUUCGGCCCCAAAACGGUUCAGUGACCGAUUCAAUCACUCCUAUCAUGGAUGAGGCGCUACACGACUCGAUCGUCAAAUGGGAUUCCUAUGAGAACUUUGAUUUGGCGCCAGAAGACAAACCCGACCCUCUAUUGGACGCCUUCGCCGCCGAACUCAACAAUCCGUCGCAUACUUACGGCCCGAUCGAUGGGAGUCUUUACGCAACGGUCGCCAAACCCGGGCCCAAGAAAUCUCCGGUCACUUUCUCACUGCCAAACAACGGACACACAGACAAUGCCAGCGAUGACGGGCCACACACUGUCAGCAUCGACUCCGGCAUCUCGUCCACUGUGUCCGGUCAUCCUCAUCAUCACAAUCCCACACACACUGGAAAUACAAACGGGGGUUCAGGCGGUUCAAGCGGUUAUCCCUCUCCCAUCAACGUUGAAGUAGAAGUGCAUCACCAGAAUGGCGAAGAUAGACAUCAUAACAAGCCCUCCACUCAAGAGCAGCAUGAGUUGGAUGAGCUGUUGAGUGGAAUGUUGGAACAGAUCCAAUCGCUUCCAGAUCAUCCCAGCGCUACAAUUGCCCGCAAAGCCUCUACAAUAAGUCAGGACUCAUCUCCCAGUGCUCACCAAUACUCGUCAAUAUCGCGAACACCGACCACUAGUUUCAGCCAAAAUCCAAGUGAUUACAGUUCACCCAAAACACUAUACAAUGGAAACCCGAGCGGAGGCCAAACCACUAGUCCUGAUGUAAUCCAAACCCGUUUCCUAACGAAACCUAUUUCUCAGAGCAGUUCUGACGAGAAGAAGCCAUAUCGCACUCCGCCCGGCGGUCAGCCCUUCUCUUACGGAGUGACCGCCAGUUCCCCAGCCCUUCAACGACGUCGAGUGUUCUCCGAGUCGACCGCAUAUGUGACCGAAAAUCUUGUGCCAAAAGCGGUGGCCGACCACGAGAUACGAGACACGGAUGACGUGUUCAGUGAUUACGCCUCGUCUUCAUAUCAGGAGACGUACAGCGAAGACGGAACGCCUCUCACUUGGCUUCAGAGGCAACAAAUGAAGCUCAAGACUAAACACGAGGGGAAGGGUAUGCAGGAAAGGCAUUGGAAGGAACAACGAGUAAUUCAGGAGUUGAAAAGUGUGGCCAAACGCAUACCAUCGGAAGACUCGUCUCGAGAAUCGUCGCCACCGUAUUCACAGCCCCUACACAUCAACACUAACGGCAAGUCCUCGACCUACAGGGGAAGCACUCCGUCAUCUCCUUUCAUACCGGCGCGCACUUCGAGUAAAAAUGUUUGGCAAACACCCGGCCGUCCGGUUCAGCGCCAGAAGUCGGACAACUCGUACGAUAGGGAACGACCGUUCGUUGCCGUCCAGAGAGCGCAUCAGACGGCCCAACAGGAGGUGUCGAGUCCGCAACAAAUGGCUGCCUCGCCGUCGCUGUACGGAAGUGUCUAUCCUUAUAGUCAACAUCACGUAUAUAUGCCGAACGCCAGGGACGGCCUUCUCAUGCAAACACAUGGCAUGGAUGAAGUGGAUUCUGUGCGACCCAAACACUCUACUCCUUCCUAUAAAAGCGCUACCGUUGAAGCACCGACUUCUUGGUCGCCGUCAUUUGUAAGUAGCAGUAGUCCUAACUCUGACAGACCAUCAACGCCAGGAUUCCCGAUAAUUCCGGGCACGCCGUACGUGAAUCAGGCGUCCCGGAGUCCACCUCUUUUCAGGAAAGGAAAUCAAAGUCCUUUACCAAUGAAUGGACAAAAAGAUCCCGAAUCGCCCGCAGGUUCUAUAUAUUACGGUCAGUCCCAGCGAUCGAGUCUAUUAUCUCUGAACGACUCGGAAGUGAUAACACAGCACCCGAUCUUCAUAAGAGAUACUUCCAGUUAUUGGUAUAAACCAAACAUCUCUAGAGAAGAUGCCAUAAGUAUGUUACGAGAUAAAUCCAGUGGCACAUUCAUAGUACGGGACAGUCAUUCAUUUCCGGGUGCUUUUGGUUUGGCGCUCAAAGUCGCGACACCCCCUCCUAAUGUCCAAACAAAAACAGGGGACAUAUCCAGCGAAUUAGUGCGCCAUUUCCUAAUUGAACCCACGCCUAAAGGUGUUAGGCUUAAAGGCUGUCCCAAUGAGCCCACAUUUGGCAGUCUCUCUGCACUGGUAUACCAACACUCAGUCACACCGAUGGCACUGCCCUGUAAACUAAUUAUACCCGAUUCCGAUCCGUCGGGUGAGCCCACAGUGGACUCAAUCAUAAGCAGUUUAGGGACUGAAUCGCCGGCUAAUAUCCUAUCAGAAGGCGCCGCCUGUAAUGUACUGUAUUUGGUGACCGUCGACAUGGAAUCGCUGACCGGACCGCAGGCCCUGCGGAAGGCUAUUAGGGAAUUGAUGGCAAUGAAACCACAGCCCAUGCCAACCAUUGUUCACUUUAAGGUGUCUAAUAAAGGAGUCACACUUACGGAUAAUAAUCACAGACUAUUUUUCCGACGCCAUUACCCGCUCAUAUCAAUAAGUUUUUGCGGAAUAGAUCCCGACUGUAGACAAUGGAAACAUGAAUUCGAGGGAAUUCCCUUACCAUCUGGCGAUUGUAUCUGCUUUGGGUUCGUUGCGCGCAAAACUGGUAGCAAAACCGACAAUCAGUGUCAUGUGUUCGCUGAGUACGACGUCGACCAACCGGCCUCUGCUAUCGUUAACUUUGUCAACAAAGUUAUGGCAACGAAUCCAACACAACACAGACCUAAUCUAUUGUAGUGACACAAUAGACACAACACCGCGAAGUUGUCGUCAGACACAUGAAAAGAAAGCACAGAAUCUCUCUCAGAGGGAAUUACCCCCUCUUAACCAGACAUGUCAUGAUAAUUGAGUGAUGAGAACAAACUAAAGCCACGAAAUAAAACGGAUGCCCUUCGGAGUGCAGCUCGAAGUGUUUGUGUCAUAACAGCACCCAAUGAACCAGAAUAUUAACAUUUCAAUAUAUAUUUGUGUAUAAACUAAAUGCAUACAAACCAAACAAAAAAGUGCCUAAAAUUUAAAUUAAUGUUGAAUUUUACUCGAAAUCGUUAUAAGAAAAUAAAUAUGUGAUUAAUAUAUAUAUAAAUAUUAUAAAUACAGAGAGUAUAUCACAACAAAUGCAAUAUAAUUAUCAUUUAUUUAUCCAUCCCUUUCCCCCAUUCAUAAACUUAUUAGUAAAGAAUAUAUUCAUUACUUAAUGAUAACUUUUUAUCAUCAUUUUCACCACCUUUAGCUUCAAAUUGUAUUCCCUUUUUUGACAAUUUAUUUGUAAAAUAACUAAUUUAAUCAAAUUUUUGUCCAGUAAUUAUAAUUAUUGUUAAUAACUUUUUAAUUCACUAUUAUUAUAUUUUGUUGGUUUUAUGAUUUUAUAAAUUAAACUGUUUGAUGUGUGAGUUAUUAUAGCCCCCCAAAACACAACCCACUAUCUAUAUGUUCACCCUUCUCCUUUUUGUUCUCUAUUUCUAGUCAUUUAAAUAACUAAUGAAUUGAUCAAUUAUACUAUUUUAAACUGUAUGUCAAUUAUUUUUUAUUUUAAAUAACACUAUGAUGAACAAUGUUGGAAGUUUUAUAACAUUAGGGAAAAUUACUACAAUAAAUCAAAUAAUGUUUUAGAGAUACUAUAACUUUCUAAUUAAUAGUUUUAAUUUAAAUACAAA